This is a messenger RNA of Aspergillus steynii IBT 23096, 792 nucleotides long. RefSeq lists its product as uncharacterized. The transcript has a single exon. The record is from RefSeq and is a predicted model, not a curated record. Lineage: Eukaryota; Fungi; Ascomycota; Eurotiomycetes; Eurotiales; Aspergillaceae. The annotation marks the transcript as partial.
AUGAUCUUAUCCCCGGCAAGCUUGCUACUUGUUGCCAGCUUCGGAGUCUUGAUUGCUUCUGAAGUCGUGGAAGUGGACUUCCUUUUUCCGCGUAACGAAACAUAUGCGCCGGCCGAGUGGUUUCCAGUUGUCUUCGCCUUCCCAAAUGCCAAGCCACCGCAAAUUCUCAAGUCGAGUCUUUCUUACAGGCUAUGGAACACGGAUAACAUGACCGGCCUUGACCCAGAAAGUUUUACCUACGAUCUAUUGUGGUCAAAUUGGUCCCGUCACGACACCUACUUUGCAUACCACAUCUUCCAUAACAAAUUCGCGACGGAGGGUCGGUGGCGAGUAACUUGGAAUUUUGCCUGGGAAAGUUGCGAGGGGGACGAGAUCCGUUUCGAGGAUUACGGUCGUUUCAUCCAUAAUUACUCCGCUUGGGGCACUUCCUUUACUAUCAAGAAUUCUGCACAGAAGGUUGACCUUACCUCUGCCACAACAACAAACAGAACCUGCCCCGGGGACCAAGCGGUUGCUAUCAAUGCUACCGGCCAGACCAUGACAUCGCAUUAUGAUACCUCAUGCGGAGUAGUAGACUCCUCCAACCCGGCACCUAUGGCAGAUCGUUGUCGUGUCAAGGUUGACUCGACUACUGUCGAACGCAUGUCUGCGGACUGGAAAGAGAGGUUGUGUAGGAACGGCAGAGACACAUCAAUCGAUUGCCCGAAGGAGGAAAACAGCGCAGCUAAUCGACUGGUUGUUAUCGCCAGAUCCUGCUCCCUGGCUGCACUUGGGGCGUUUGGUUUCAUUUUU